Messenger RNA from Necator americanus (New World hookworm), 291 nucleotides. RefSeq lists its product as uncharacterized. Gene Ontology annotation, biological process: nucleophagy; autophagy of mitochondrion; C-terminal protein lipidation. The transcript has a single exon. The coding region runs from base 1 to 291 and encodes 96 amino acids. Lineage: Eukaryota; Metazoa; Nematoda; Chromadorea; Rhabditida; Ancylostomatidae. Gene Ontology annotation, cellular component: phagophore assembly site membrane; cytoplasm; Atg12-Atg5-Atg16 complex. The record is from RefSeq and is a predicted model, not a curated record.
AUGUCAGAUGAGAAGGUCACAAUCUUGCUUCGUGCUGUAGGAGACGCUCCUAUUUUGAAGCAGAAGAAGUUCACAGUUGAUGUUAAUAGGAAUGUAGCGUGGUUUUCUCAAGUAAUAAGAAAAAUGGUUAACUUACCUAAUGAUCAAAAUCUUCAUAUUUACAUCUCGCAAACGUUUGCUCCAUCUCCUGACCAUUCGUUUGGUUCCCUUCGUGAUUGUUAUGCUAUUAAGGCUGAUGGUAAAGACGAUCAUUUAGUUAUGCACUACAGCACCACCUACGCGUGGGGCUAA